Messenger RNA from Symbiodinium sp. CCMP2592, 2967 nucleotides. Lineage: Eukaryota; Dinophyceae; Suessiales; Symbiodiniaceae. The record is from the annotation of a GenBank genome assembly.
AUGGCUUCCUGGUGGCUCAGCUUCGAUGACGCCGCUGGAAGGAGCUUGGCCUUCUCAGAGGCUCUGCCGGGGUAUCCUGUGUGGCCGAUGGCCUUGGAUGUGGCCUUGGACUUCGUAUCGGUUCCGCUGGCGCCGCUCCCUCCAGGUGCCGCCUCCAUCCUCGCCCUGACAUUCCGAAUCCCUGAGGCUCCCUUGGGAAGCCUGUCGUCAGCGGUGCUGCGGCUUUAUGCUCCCCUCGGCUACAGCUUCAAUUGCAGUCUGGAGGCCCCAAACGCCCUCCUAGCGCUGCCCGCAGAAGAGUCUCUCCCUGUGGCAAACGCCAGCUGCGAGCCUGCAGCAGGCAGCAACGUGCGAGCACGGCUUGUGAUGCAGCUGGCCGCUGCUGGCGCUGCGCUUGAAGCGGACGUGAACUACAGCUUCACUGUGGCUGUUGAAAUUCCGGCGGUGCUCACCACCGCCACGGAGGAGGCCACGCGAUGGUAUUUCAGCUUGCAGGCCGCGGACACCGCCCUGGGCGGCCCGGCGACGCAGCCCUGGGGUCUCCAGGAACUGGCCCUUUCCCUAAGUGUGCCUUCGGCUUCACCUGGAAGCGCGGCACCCUUGCAGACGGCUUUGAAAUUGAACCAGCUGCUUUCUUCUCCGAAGGAGGGCAGCGUGCUCGCCUGCAUUGAGCUUGUCGCUGGCGAGGGCUACGCUUUCACCUCCACCUGCACUGUGUCGGACGGCAUUGCGCCCGGUGGCGAGGCCGGCCAGAACCCCCCGGCGGGCUGCAGCUGCGGGAUUUCUGCGGGUGUGGCCUCCAUCUGCCUUCCCAACGGGGGCUACUUCCUCGCGGAUGUUUGGUAUCACUUCGUCCUCAACUCCGUGCUGCUCCCUGCCGGACUCGCGAGGCGCCUCACCAGUAGCUCGGGCUGGUCUGCGCGAGCCGUCACGGCACGAGGGCGCGAGGUCUCGCGCUACCUUCCUGGGGCUUCCGCAGCUGCCGAGUUGAACUCCGUUCCGCGGUUGGAGAUUUUCGCCUUUACCUCGGCAGCUGCAGCAGCGGAGACGAGAAGGCUGGGCGCGGUCUACGUGGCGGCCUUCUCCUUCAAGGCGGCAGAGACCACGGCCAGCGCGGCCGCGCGACUCUUGCUCACUGCGCCAACAGGCCUCCAGUUCAUGGCAGACACUGACUGCAGCCCGGACAGCAGCGCCGCCUUGCUCCCUUUGCCCUCGGCUAGCGAGGCGGCUUUCUCCGGCGGCCGCGUGCUGCCCGUGGGCUGGUGCACGGCGACCCGCAGGACAUCGGAGCAGACUUUGCUUCUGGCAAGCGAUCUGCCGGCCGUGCAGUCCACUGCAUUUCCGUCGGCUUUGAUAAACCUCGCGAAGCCCCUGGUCGACUUCCGCUUCCGGUACUUGUUCCGCGUGGCCGUGCAGCAUCCCAUGGUGCAGCCCAGCUACGGAAUCCAUGUCUGGGUGCUGAGCUUGCUUGACGACAACUGGAACAUGGUCGCCCAACGUGGCGACCUCGGCGGCUACGCACUCGUCGGGGAGUUGUCUUUGUCCGUGGAGACAACGAGCCGCCUCCUUUCAUCGCCAGGCCGACCUGAAGAGGGGAACCUCACCGUCCAGUUCCAGCUGAGCCUCGCCGUUGAAGGGGGCGACUUGCUCUUUCGGCUGGCGUCGGGCUUCCGGUUUCCUCUGCUUCGCCAUUUUUCGGCUCCAGGAAGCUCCCUGCCGGCGGACGAGAACGCCACCACCACGGCCACGACCACCACCGCCACGCAUACGGGAGAGCCGGAGGUUCGGUGCUCUGUUUAUCCGACAGCCGGGCUCGUUGUCCUCACGGUCACGUGCGAUCCGCAGGCUGGGGAACUUCGUUUGACCACCGAGCGGCUGCAAGCAGGGACCAGCUACUCCUUCCAGCUGGAGGUUGCGAACCCAGAGGAGGCAAACAACACCCAGCCCUUCGAGUUCCAAAGCUUCAAUGCUGGCGAGCUGCUGGACGCCGGGGCUGCUCCCAGCUUCGUCUUUGCGGGCGGCCGUCUGCCGUUCCUGGCGCUGCGCACGGAGCCUGCACGGCCGCUCGCGGACCGGGCAGCUGGGCGCCUCCACCCGCCCUCGGCUUUUCUCCUUCCCGCGAACAGCACCUGCGAGCACUUCGACGCUGCCAACGAGGAGGGCCGAUCGGCGCUGCCCACCGCGCUUCUCGCAGCGUUGCCGAGGGCCUGGGCGGAGGUCCAAGGCUGCUCCCUCGCGGCGACUCCGGGCGGAGGCCCGGAGAUCCGCAUCACGCUGCCGGGCGCGCUGAAAGGCCAGCGCAGCUACGCCUUCGCAGUGACGGCCCAGAGCCCCAUCGUUGAGCCGCCCAGUGAUCAGAACAUCUGGCAUCUCGAGGUCUGGGUCAAAUCCGUCGCAGCUCAACGACUCCUUUAUGUCGGCGAUGGACAAGGCUUUCCCCUCGUACCGAAGUUGCAGGAAUCGACUGUGUAUCCUUUCCGGGCGCUCGGCGACGCCUAUCUCACACAGUCGUUUUUGCUUCCCCGGGGCGCGUCCUUGGUGUCCUUACGAGUGGAGUUCGCGAUCCCUUUCGUUUCCCCAGGUUCCUUGGGUCAGCGCUUGGAGGUGGCGGUUGAGGCACCGGAGGGCUUCAGCCUCGGAAGCGGAGGUUCUUGUGAGGUCAGAUCUUUGCAGUUGGGAAGAGACGUGGUGCCAGAGUCCUGGCCUGCAGAGCUGGAAGGCAUCGGCAAUCAGCUGACAUACAAGGCCGAAAUCUUUCCGGCUCUGCCGCCUGUGGAUGCGGAAGGUGCGGAGAACAGGCUUUGGAAUCUCCGGGCCUUCGCGUGCACUACGAGCAUGGACCCGCUCCAGGAAGAGUCGGACGCCGCCACAGGUUCUCUCUUGUUCUGUUGUGCUGCAAGUGAUCGAGCCGCUUUCGUUACAGUGGACAAGCUAGAGCGAGAGACGUUGGAAGGGAACCUCUACUAA